UGAACUGGAUCCAAUAAGACCGAAUGCAAUAAUGAUUGAUCUUUAAUUCUAAAAUGUUUUUAACUAUUGGACCAUAGUCCUCGUGAAUUUGUUUCACUCGAUACUGUUGCACACCGUCCCCUACCUACAAGUAGAAAUUGUGGAAACGGUAAAAAUUCAUAGAACUAAUUUUAAUCGCUGUGAAUCAUGAAAUUAAAUAACUUCACAAACAAAAAAGAAUAAAUCGGUGCAUGAAGGAAUGGACUGAUUGUAAAGGUAGCUAGCUUUGUGAUCCGGUAAAGUGAAGUACUUGCUUUAUCCCCCCCGGAAAAAAAAAAUGGCUUAUAGUCGCUUUGUGAUCAUCGGAAGCAAAGUGGCCAUGGCGUCGUGACUCCACUAAAAAAAAAAAAAAAAAGAACACCUAAACAAAUAUUUUCCUUGCGGUAGGGGCAACAUACUCUUCUUCUUCUUCUUUAAGUAUGUGUGAGGCCACCAUUAACGUUUGCACACCACUCUUUUCCAUGUUUCAUCCACUCACUCCAUCCCUGCAAUGGCGAAAUCACCAGUAGCAGACCGCAACAACGUGAUCCGACCGCCGACGACAAAAGCAAAGAGCAACAACAACAGUACUAAGCAUCGCAUGGCAAAGCUCGCCAUCUUUCUCUUCACCAUCUCCGCCACCGCCCUCUUCUUCUACCUCUCCGAAAUCCAGUCCCUCCACCUCCGCUCUCCUCCCUCCUCUUGGUUCUCCGACCUAAUCCAUACCAACGCCUCCUCCUCCUCCUCCGCCGUUGUUACCACCGGUGAUCAACAAGCCGACGAUGAAGAGCACCGGCUCAUCAUCGACUCCAUGACCGAAAAGCUCCGACAGUCGGUCACGUUCCUCCCGCUCAAGGACCUCCGUUACUCCCCCGUGCCCUUAGAAGGACACACGUGGUUCAUGAGCUCGUUGUUCGACUUCCAGGACGAGGACGGCGGGGUCCAGUACCAGGAGUUCCCCUUCGUCUCCGACCCAGCGAAGGGGAACUCCCUGGGACGGCUGCUCUGCCUGAAAGGCAGAGACACCCACGACGGGUCGUGGAACUACUACGCGCUGGCAUGGAAGGAAGCCCUUCCGGUCAACGCCACCCUGAUGAAAGGGCUGACAUUCGUGUCGUACAAUCAUUAUGAUUACGGCAACAUCUGGCACGGGCUGUCGAGCCUCGUGCCGUUUGUUGCCUGGCACAGAGCCCAUCGGUGUGGAGACUCUUCGUUUCCGGACAGGUGGGUUCUGUACCACUGGGGGGAGCUCAGGUUGGGGAUGGGGCUCUGGCUUCAGACAUUGACCGAGGCCAUAUUUGGGGGCGAGGGCCCGCCCAGAGUGGAGGGGUUUGAAGGGAUUGGUGAGGACCAACCGGUCUGCUUUGAGAAAGCUGUGGUGAUGAGGCACAAUGAGGGUGGGAUGUCGAGGGAGAGGAGGAUCGAGACCUACGACCUGAUGAGGUGCAAGGCUAGGGUUCACUGCAACGUCACCCUAGAUCGGAGGUCGACCGACGACCAGGGGGUGCCUGUGAUCGGGAUGACUCUGUUCCUGAGGACCGGGGCAAGGUCGUUUAGGAAUGAGAGUGCAGUGAUUAGGGUGUUUAGGGAGGAGUGUGGGAAGGUGGAUGGGUGCAGGAUGCAGGUGGCUUACUCCAAUAAUCUCACCUUCUGUGAACAGGUGAAGUUGAUGAGCUCGACCGACAUUCUAGUAUCACCACAUGGAGCUCAAUUGACAAACAUGUUCCUAAUGGACAAGAACAGUAGCGUGAUGGAGUUCUUCCCCAAAGGAUGGCUCAAGGUCGCCGGCGUAGGACAGUUUGUUUACCACUGGAUUGCAAGCUGGUCGGGGAUGAACCACCGUGGCGCGUGGCGGGACCCCGACGGUAAUAACUGUCCGUUUCCCGAGGACGAUCGCCGGUGCAUGUCGGUUUUCAAGGACGGCACGAUCGGAGUGAACGAGACUCAUUUUUCGCAGUGGGCUCAGAGUGUACUCGGUGAGAUGAAAGCUAGGAAGUUGGAAGAUGCAAAAAUGACGGUGAACGGGAACAAUUUUGAACAUGUCCCAAAAACUUGUCAUUGUGGUUGAUUUAUUAGUACGAAACCUUUUUUUUUUUUUUCACAUAAGGGAAGCUUUUCUUAUUGAUUUUUGUUAUCCAAUAGUUGGCGAGAAAUAAAUGAGUAUUUUUCAG
Molecule: messenger RNA, 2189 nt
Organism: Linum trigynum
Lineage: Eukaryota; Viridiplantae; Streptophyta; Magnoliopsida; Malpighiales; Linaceae
Source: the annotation of a GenBank genome assembly